Molecule: messenger RNA, 984 nt
Organism: Hirsutella rhossiliensis
Lineage: Eukaryota; Fungi; Ascomycota; Sordariomycetes; Hypocreales; Ophiocordycipitaceae
Product: putative undecaprenyl diphosphate synthase domain-containing protein
Exons: 3
Coding region: 1-984 (327 amino acids)
Cellular component (GO): dehydrodolichyl diphosphate synthase complex; endoplasmic reticulum membrane
Molecular function (GO): ditrans,polycis-polyprenyl diphosphate synthase [(2E,6E)-farnesyl diphosphate specific] activity
Source: RefSeq, a predicted model, not a curated record
AUGCCCGUGAGCGCCCGUGCCCGCGCGGCCUACAGAGCCGACGAGCUACAAAACCAUGCGCUCCUGAACGAGCAAGAGAAGAAACGGCUGCUCAGGGCAACCCUCCCCGCCCCGAGCGAGAUACCGAGCGUGAGCACAUCGUCGUCGGCCUCGCAUCAAAGACCCAGACUAGGCGUCCGACGCUUCCUCCGCAACCAGCUCCACGUCGUUGUCUUUGCCAUCCUCCAUGGCAUCUUCUCGCUCUACAUCCGCACCCGCCAGACAUUCAACAUCGUCUGCUACCGUGUCUCCUCGGUCCUCUACUACCACCACGCUACGCCGCAAUACAUUCGACGAGACGUCACGGGGCUGGAACGGAAGCCCAAGCACCUCAGUGCCAUCCUCAAGGCCCAAGAAGACCACCGGGCAAAGGCGAAUCUAGAGCGCCUCAUCGACGAGACGGCCGAGCUGGCCACCUGGUGCGCCUGUGCCGAGAUACCCAUGCUCUCCAUUUAUGAAAAGACAGGAAUCUUGAAGAAGCACAUGCCGCGGGUCUACGACGCUGUCAUCCAGAAAUUCACCUUCUACUUUGCCGGAGAGCAUCCAAGCCUCUCCGUGACUUCGCCGCAUAGGGACGAGUACUCGUCGCCGACCUACGAGCAGAGCAGCCAUGGACACUUGAAGCUCCACCUCAUUUCUGCGCAGGACGGCCGAGAGUCCAUUGUCGACCUCACUCGAACCCUAGCGGAAAUGUCGCAAAAGGGAAAGCUCUCGCCCCGGGAUAUUUCCAUCGAAUUGGUCGACACGGAGCUGUCCGAGGGCAUCAUGCCGGAGCCGGAUCUUCUCAUCCUCUUCAGCCCCUACCCCGAGCUCGCGAGCUACCCGCCCUGGCAGAUUCGCCUGACCGAGAUAUUCUGCCUGAAGGACAACGAAAGCUUCGGCUAUCAGGUCUUUUUGAAGGCGUUGCGGAAGUACUCGAGGGCGCAGAUGCGCCAUGGGAAAUAA